ACUUCCCUACGGAGGGCUGGGAACAAAAGAAAGAGGGAAACAGCGAAGCAUGAAUAACCAAGAGUAUGUUUGUAGAAUAAGUGCGUUAUUUUACCGUCAUUAAAUUAAAUAUGAAGGUAUGAAGAUGAAACACAUAAAAUAAUCGCGGAUAGUAUUACACUGUUAUAACAACUGAUGGAUAUGCUCCAUCCAGAGUAGAGGUGGGAGAGCACCAAAAAGCGCGCCUGAACCUAUGGCCUCAAAACGGACCCCGAGUCGCGUUUACACCGAUACCUCCACACACUAGCGACACAGUACAACGAAGCAGUGCCGUAAGCAAACAAAACAACACAGGCGGCGAUUUCACUAGACCAAACAUCACUUGCGUUAUCUUACACUUCAAAAAUACGUUAUUUUAACAAGUUAACUUUGCUUGUGUGCCGCUGUGGUACAACUUACAAGCUACAUCUUCUGGAUUAAGACAUAGCCUUGUAGCUACCUGUGCUAGCUUGGUGUGCCCAAACAGCGAAAUACGCCAUAUUAUGAAACAAAAAUUAAACAUUUACGUUCGCUACAUAUCAUUUUUUUUACACGGGGGGGGGGGGGGUAAACUAAAAAUAAGCAGGCGACAAAUAGCCUAGCACGAACGGCUAACAGGCGUAUCAGGCUAGCGCUGCUAACGCUAGCCCCAUCCGAAGUUUACCAAACAGGAUUGGCUUAACAAAUAUAAAGUCCCACAUUUCUGCACAUGAACUCAUUCGGAUAUUCGUGUCGAGUAUUCCUUCAUAAAUACGCUUCAUAUGAAUGCAUGGAAUUAAUUCGACGAUCAGGCUAAAAUACUUUUGUUAUUUCAAAUAUUUACUAGACUUUCUUACCUCCGCCAUGUUUGCAAUCCUGCAGGGUCGCGCUGGGGGUCAGCAGCAGAUCCCGGAUACACGGCCCCGCCCACUUUUCUGCAGCAUCUCCAACCAAGAAUGCAAGAAAGUUGAAGGAUCCGUGUACAAAUAUCAUGAUAAAUAAUGACUCCUUUAUUAUUUGUGACUCCAACCUAAUAGUCGCGCCUAAAUGUGUUAGAUACAGCAAUAUACGUUUUUUUGGAAAUUGUAUAUAAUGACUUCAUAGAAUUGAAUAUAUGCUCUGAUCAAUUCAAGCAUUAAACAUGCACCCCCUGGUACCAUUCUCAGUAUCGCUGAUUGCUUGUUAAAAUAGUCCACACAAACAUCGCUAUAUUGCUAUGUAAACAGCCAUGACUAUAAUCUGUUGAUAGAUAUCAACAGAUAACAGUUAAGGGUAUCACCAUCACUGAAAGUAAUCCAUUAGGAAACACUUUGCUGAAAGCUUUGCAAUAAAGCCCACACAAUCCUCUGCCAUAAACACCAAUUCCCCUCUUUAACAUUUUAGAAAAUGGACUUAUUCACAGCUUCCCAAAAAUGGCCCAGGCAGUCACAUCUGUCAAUCCCGAUUACCCCACGCUAGUCCACAUCAGGGGACCUGAGUCUACAGGGUUUAGGUACGGGAGUCGCCUGGAAGGCCCAAGUAUGGAGUAUGACAUCACUUCAAACUCUGCAUAAAUACAGCGAGCGUGUGUGUCAGUCAAAGACAACCAUCUGCAGGAGCCAACAUGCGGUGGGCUGUGCUCGUGGCGGUGGCGUUGUGGUGCUGUGUGGCGGAGGUGCGGCUGCAGGACCAGGGGUACACCCUGAGGCUGUGCGGCCGGGAGCUGCUCCGGGCCGUGGUCUACACUUGCGGGGGGUCCCGCUGGAGGAGGCUCUUGGAGACCACAGACUUUGGCCAUACAUCGCCCAGCCUUCUGGGCAGGAGUGUGGACCCCAAGAGAGGCCUGCAGAAGAGGGACGUGAACCAGUACCUGACCUUCAUGUGCUGUCAGAUAGGCUGUCGGAAGAGUGACCUGUCCAAGCUAUGCUAGGCCGCCGGGGCCAUGGACAAGGUCAAAGGUUGACCUCGGUUUGGCCGCACUAAAGCGUGGAAGGCAGAGAUGAUGGGAUCAUCUGCUAUUUGUACUGUGACUAUGCCGGGAUAAUUAUUAUACUGCAACAAUAAAGAAA
This is a messenger RNA of Gadus macrocephalus (Pacific cod), 2045 nucleotides long. RefSeq names its product relaxin-like. Lineage: Eukaryota; Metazoa; Chordata; Actinopteri; Gadiformes; Gadidae. Gene Ontology annotation, cellular component: extracellular region. The coding region runs from base 1601 to 1906 and encodes 101 amino acids. The transcript is spliced from 2 exons. The record is from RefSeq and is a predicted model, not a curated record. Gene Ontology annotation, molecular function: hormone activity.